This is a messenger RNA of Triticum aestivum (bread wheat), 4458 nucleotides long. RefSeq names its product disease resistance protein Pik-2. Bases 357 to 2978 code for a protein of 873 amino acids. The record is from RefSeq and is a predicted model, not a curated record. The transcript is spliced from 4 exons. Gene Ontology annotation, molecular function: ADP binding. Gene Ontology annotation, biological process: defense response to other organism. Lineage: Eukaryota; Viridiplantae; Streptophyta; Magnoliopsida; Poales; Poaceae.
GACCCGCUCAGCAAAAGCAAGUGACACUGUGACAGAGUCUCUCUCCCCCACUAUUAUCUCUUCUUCCGAACCCCAUUCGUUUACACACUCACUCAUUCCCUGUCCGAGAUCCGAUCUCUCACUCUGCAACAACCACUAGCAGACCGCCGCUCCGGCGCGGGCUGGUGGUGCUGCUUCCACGCCCGGCGCUGUCUGCCCUGCCCUCUACGCCACGCUUGCGACGGCCGCCGCCACCAGAGAUAAAGACAUCCGAUGAACAAGCUGACGGAGCCCGGAGGUAGCAAUCCUAUUGCAGCUCCCAGUUGAUUAUCAACCAAAACAUCAUAGAGCUCUUUCGAUUCGGCAAGGCAAGAAGUAUGGAGGUCGUGACCGGGGCGAUGAGCACCCUUCUGCCCAUGCUCGCCGACCUGCUCAAGGAGGAGUACAACCUGCAGAAGAGCACCAGGGGUGAGAUCAAGUUCCUCAAAGCAGAGCUGGAGAGCAUGGAGGCUGCCCUCAUCAAGAUCUCAGAGGCACCCUUGGAUCAGCCGCCUGACAUCCAGGUCAAGCUCUGGGCGAGGGACGUCAGGGACCUGUCCUAUGAGAUCGAAGAUGGCAUCGACAAAUUCCGGGUGCACCUUGAGUGCCGGCAACAAAAGAAGCCACACAGCUUUAUGGGUUUCAUCCACAGAAGCAUGGACAUGCUGACAAAGGGCAAGAUCCGACACAAAAUAGCCAUGAACAUCAAAGACAUCAAGAGCCGCAUCAAGGAGGUCAGUGAGAGGCGUGAAAGAUACAAGGUUGACAGCGUUGUGUCCAAGCCUACAGGCACAAGUACUGAUACCCUUCGCCAAUUAGCCUUGUUCAAAAAGGCGACAGAGCUUAUUGGCACCAAAGAGAAGAGCCUUGACAUAGUUAGGAUGCUGACGGAGGGAGAAGAGGUGUUUAAGAAACAGCUGAAGAUGAUCUCUAUUGUUGGCUUUGGAGGCUUAGGGAAGACGACUAUUGCUAACGUGGUGUAUGAGAAGCUUCGUGGGGACUUCGAUUGUCGGGCUUUUGUUUCCGUCUCUCUUAAUCCUGACAUGAAGAAGCUUUUCAAGAGUUUACUCCAUCAACUUGGCAAGGGAAAGUACAAUAACAUCAUGGACGAGUCAGCGUGGAGCGAAACACAACUCAUAAAUGAGAUAAGAGAAUUCCUCCGAAACAAGAGGUACUUCAUUGUCGUUGAUGACUUAUGGAAUAAAUCUGUGUGGAGAAGUAUUAGAUGUGCUCUGAUUGAGAAUGAAUGUGAUAGCAGAGUAAUCACAACAACUCGCAUUAUGGAUGUUGCUAAAGAAGUUGGUGGUGUUUAUCAGCUUAAACCUCUUUCUAGCAGUGACUCAAGACUAUUAUUCUAUCAAAUAAUAUUUGGAAUUGGCGACAAGCGUCCUCCUAUUCAGUUGGCUGAAGUAAGUGAGAACAUUUUAAGGAAAUGUGGCGGAGUACCAUUAGCUAUCAUUACACUGGCUAGUAUGUUGGCUAGUAAAAAGGAACAUGAAAAUACAUAUACGUAUUGGUACAAGGUGUACCAAUCUAUGGGUUGUGGGCUAGAAAAUAAUCCUGACCUUAUGGAGAUGAGGAGGAUACUAUAUGUCAGUUACUAUGACCUACCUCCAAAUCUGAAGACUUGUUUUCUGUAUCUAAGUUUGUAUCCAGAGGAUUAUAAUAUUGAAACCAAACAGUUGAUAUGGAAAUGGAUAGGCGAAGGAUUCAUUCAUGAGGAGCAAGGGAAGAGCUUGUAUGAAGUAGGAGAGGAUUACAUUGCUGAGCUCAUUAACAAAAGCUUGGUCCAACCAAGGCAUAUCAAUAUUGCUAAUAAGGCGAGCUCUGUCCGUGUACACGACAUGGUGCUUGACCUUAUCACUUCGUUGUCAAAUGAGGAGAACUUUCUCGCAACAUUGGGUGGUCCGCAGACCAGGUCAGUGCCAAGUAAGAUCCGUCGACUGUCUCUCCAAACCAGUAAUGAAGAGGAUGUCCAGCCAAUGCCAACCAUGAGCAGCUUGUCCCAUGUGAGGUCACUUACUGUGUUCAACAAAAACCUCAGUUUGCUGUCGGCACUUUCAUGUUUUCUUGUCCUGCGUGCAUUGGAUUUAAGUGGUUGUACUGAAGUGGGUAAUCAUCAUUUGAAGGAUAUUUGCAAUUUGUUUCAUCUGAGGUAUCUGAGUCUAAAAGGGACAUCUAUCACUGAGAUCCCGAAAGAGAUGAACAAUCUACAACUUCUGCAACUGCUAGACAUAAGGUCCACCAAAAUGAAAAAAAUUCCAUCAAGCUUUGUUCAGCUAAGACAACUGGUUUUCGUUGACAUGGGUAAUAGGAUGGUCUCAACAUUGCUUCUAAAAGCAAUGUCCACCUUGCCCUCCCUCUCUUCCCUUGCAAUUGGAUUAACUAAACUGAUAGAGGAAGACCUCCAGAUACUUGGGAGCAUACCGUCUCUGAGUGACCUCUCUAUACGUAUAGUGUAUUGGGGAAAAGUAAGAGAGAAAAGGAUAGUCAUUGACAAGGGUUGUCCCUUCCGGUCUCUGACAAGUUUCAGUAUCAAGAGUAGCGGCUUCAUUGAUUUCAUGUUUGCACAAGGAACCUUGCAAAAGCUCCAAAUCCUGGAGUUAGAAUUUUAUGUUGAGGGAAUAAAAGACCAAUUUGGUGAUUUGAAGUUUGGGCUGGAGAACCUCUCUUCACUUGAGCAUGUCUAUGUGCUUGAUUGUGGUGGUGGUACUAAGGGUGAGCUGAUCGGUGCAAUUGAGAAAGAGCUUGAUAUUAAUCCCAACGAGCCCACACUGACGGCGAAGCCGCCCCCACCACAGCCGCCGUCUGCUAGCACAAAGGUGAGCGGCAGGGACAUGCACCGUCGCGUGGGCCCCACCUUGACGUCCAGACCGCCCAAGUGCAGCCGUUGCCCAUCCUUUGCGCGGCCAACAUCCGUUGUACGCCACAAAACAUUUGUUACACCCUCCGUUUCAUAAUUUGUCCUGGUUUUAAUUCAAAUUUUGAACUAAAACCACGACAACAAUUAUGGAACAGAGGGAAUAAUAUAAUGCUCUAUUAUAAUUUAUGUAAGUUGUGUUGUUGAACUUUCGUAUAGCAUACGGCCUCCACCCAAAAAUAAGUGUCGCUGAUUUUGUACAAAGUUAUUACAAAUGUUUUUGGUCAUUUUACCAAUUUAUUAAUCAACUAGGUCAGUGCCCGUGCGUUGCAACGGGAAAAUGUUAUGUAUGCAUGGGGGUAUAUUCAGAUCAUGCUAUUAACAAUUAAAUCAAUCAAAAACUUCAUUAGGCUUAAUCCUCCUUUUGUUUGACAUCACACUUGAGCAAUGCAUGUAUUUUCUUAAAUUAAAAAUUGAGGUGGGACGAACUCGAGCAAAUAAUGAUGCAAAAUCCAAAGUGGUCCAUAACUCUAUAGCAUAUACACACUAAUAAAUUAUAUGAUAUGCAAUCCAUGUCUUUGAUCUAUUAAAAUUCACAAGAAUAUUUUUGGAAAAUCCACAACGCGAACACAAUAAUUCAGAAACAAAAAUGUACCUUUGCAAGUUGGUUAGCAGGUUGACUGCUCGCCGGUUGUUUCUACUUUCUUUAGCUAGCUGGUUUGACUGCUAGCCCAAUUGCUUGCAACGCGCCGCCGCUUGUGCCACACUCCGGGGUGUGUGCGUUGGGAGAGCAGGCUGCUCUGGGCAUCACGUUUAGCAGUUGAUCCCGCUGUAUCGCCGUCCAAACGCGCCAUGCAGUCCGCCGCCGGCUGUACUGGCUAGGAUUGCAGCUGUCCAGUCCGCCGCUAGAUGCUUGGUGCUGCUGAACCGAGCGAGACCUCGUGCCACAAACGGAAACGAGUCGUGCCGCACUAUUCGCAUCACAAGGCGCAGCUCAAUCCCUCCUUAUUCCCAAUGACAAACGGAAACGGAACGCACACAACUCGGCGGCGAUGCGACCAACACGGGCGAAUCAAAUCUAUCUACGUCCACGGCUACAGGGUGGACAAACGCCAUGCACGCAUCAAACUGGUCCUUCGGCGAGCCGGCCAGCAGAUCACAGCUGCAGGGUCGCCUCGCUAAUCGCCUCGCACAUGGACCGCGCCGCUACCGCCAAGCACGGCGGACGCUCGCCUCGCUGUUCUCGGCACCUUCGACGAGCGGUGCAAAAAAGGACGGGACGGGAGGCAACCCCUCCUCUAGAUCAGAUCGAGCGGGGGUGGGGCGGUACAUCAGGCGUGGUAGGUUUUACAAUGAAGAAAAAAAAGGAAACUAAACAGGAUUUACGAGAGCGAUUAAUUAAGCGAAGGAAAAAACGGGGCAGGGUGGUCGACCAAACAACUGACGUAAGAGGGGAGAAGGAACCUUACGUUUCUUUUAGGUAGUAGAGAUAUGGAGCGAGGGAAAACGAGAAUUCUGCAUAAUUGAAUAUAGUAAAAUCUGAAAAUAUAGACACACUAAAAACACUAGACAUGUUUCUU